This is a messenger RNA of Poecilia reticulata (guppy), 1758 nucleotides long. Lineage: Eukaryota; Metazoa; Chordata; Actinopteri; Cyprinodontiformes; Poeciliidae. The record is from RefSeq and is a predicted model, not a curated record.
CGCUUCUCUCGUGCUAUGGUCUUUGCCAUUGAUGAGAUUAACAACAGCACAGAGCUGCUGCCCGGCAUCAAACUCGGGUAUCGGAUCUAUGAUUCCUGCGUCUCGGUGCCUGUGGCAGUGCACAUCGCAUUUCAGCUAACAAAUCGCCAGGACGCCGUGUUUUACAAAGGAGAAAACUGUUCUCAGUCUGGAGUGGUGAUGGCUGCUGUUGGAGACUCUGCAUCCACUCCAUCCAUCAGCAUAUCGAGCAUUGUUGGGUCCUUCAACAUCCCUCUGGUGAGCUACUUUGCCACGUGUGCCUGCCUGUCAGACAAACAGCAGUUCCCAACAUUUUUCAGAACUAUUCCCAGUGACCAUUACCAAGCUGAUGCACUGGCCAAGCUGGUGAAAUACUUUGGUUGGACUUGGAUAGGAGCCGUCCACUCAGACUCAGACUAUGGAAAUAAUGGCAUGGCCUCUUUUCUAGGAGCAGCACUGAGAGAGGGGAUCUGUGUGGAGUACAUUGAGUCCUUCUUCAGAACCGACCCACAAAGCAAGAUCCAAAGAGUUGCAGAUGUUAUCCGUAGUUCAACAGCAGUGGUUGUUGUAGCAUUUACAGCUAUUGGAGAAAUGAAAGUGUUGCUGGAGGAACUGGCUCGGGAUCCUCCUCCACCUCGUCAGUGGAUCGCGAGCGAAGCCUGGAUAACCGACCCAAACCUGAUGAGCUUCAGUUUCUGUGCAGGAGCCAUCGGUGUAGCUAUUCAGCAAUCUGUCAUCCCAGGUCUGAGAGAGUUCCUGCUGGAUCUCUCUGCCUCUGAGGCGGCUGCCUCCCCACUGCUGACUAAGUUCUGGGAAGAAGCUUUCAACUGCAGCUUGACAGAAACUUUCUCAGACAAGAGAGUGUGUGAUGGAACUGAAGAUCUCAACACCCUAAAAAGCUCGUACACAGAAACAUCUCAGUUAAGAAUCACUAACAUGGUGUAUAAGGCUGUUUAUGCUGUGGCUCAUGCCAUCCAGAAUGCAGUGUGUAACAAAACAAAUGGAAUAUUGCAAUGUGACAAACAUGUCAGGCUGGAACCCAAACAGGUUCUUAAAGAAUUAAAGGAAGUAAACUUCUCCAAGAAUGGUUACCAUGUCUCAUUUGAUGCUAAUGGGGAUCCUGUGGCUUUCUAUGAAUUAAUAAACUGGCAGAAAAGUGAGAGUGGAGUUAUUGAACUGGUAACAGUGGGAUAUUAUGAUGCAUCACUACCAAGAGGCCAGGAGUUUCGUAUCAACAGGAACUUAACCUGGUUGGAUGGUGGGACACAAGUUCCAGUCUCAGUUUGCUCAGAGAGUUGUCCUCCAGGAACUCGUAAAGUGUUACAGAAAGGAAAACCAAUCUGCUGCUAUGACUGUAUACCAUGUCCUGAAGGAGAGAUCAGUAAUAAAACAGAUUCCCCUGAUUGCUUCCCGUGCCCCAGAGAGUUCUGGCCAAAUGCAAACAGGGAUGCAUGUUUCCCGAAACCUGUGGAGUUUCUUUCCUUCGAUGAAGUCCUAUCAAUCAUCCUGGCUGUAUUCUCUGUUGGUGGAGCCUUUCUGGCUGUCAUAACAGCAGUGAUUUUCUUCCAUCACAGAACAACUCCAAUUGUCAGAGCGAACAACUCUGAGCUGAGCUUCCUGCUGCUCUUUUCUCUUAUUCUGUGUUUCUUAUGUUCACUAACUUUCAUUGGAGCCCCCUCUGAGUGGUCCUGCAUGCUGCGGCACACAGCGUUUGGCAUCACAUUUAAAUAUAACCAAUAA